GGCAUCCGUUGUGUUAUUAGCUUCCAGUUAACUAUACGCCAUCUUCUGCAGUGGUCGACUCGUUUUUAUAUUUAUAUCUUCCUGUUUCUCCUCUCUUAAAGAGCGAUAAUUAAAAAGCAUGGGACGCAAAAAGAAGAAGCAGAUGAAGCCGUGGUGCUGGUACUGCAACCGGGAUUUCGACGAUGAGAAGAUUCUUAUCCAACACCAAAAGGCAAAGCAUUUCAAAUGUCACAUAUGCCACAAGAAGCUAUAUACGGGACCUGGUUUAGCCAUCCACUGUAUGCAGGUCCAUAAGGAAACCAUAGACGGGGUCCCUAAUGCAAUACCGGGGAGGACUGACAUCGAACUGGAGAUCUAUGGCAUGGAAGGAAUUCCAGAGAAGGAUAUGGAUGAGCGAAGGCGUGUGCUGGAACAAAAAACUCAAGCGGAGAGUCAGAAGAAGAAACAGAACAACCAGGACGACUCGGACGAUUAUGAGGAUGACGAGCCUGGGCCCUCAUUCCAGACGCCCGUCACACAGCCCCAACCCAGCUACAUACCGCCAAUGACCCAGCCGGGGGUGUCCCCUGUCCACGGCGCCCCGGGCAUGCACCCCGGGGGUUACACGGCUAUGCCCCCCCUGAUGCCAGGCGUGCCGCCCAUGAUGCCAGGAAUGCCCCCUGUAAUGCCAGGCAUGCCCCCCGGGAUGAUGCAUAUGGGUGGCCUGAUGCACCAUGGACCUGGGAUGCCCACGAUGAUGCCAGGCAUGCCGCCAGGUAUGCCGCCUCCCAUGGACCACAGGGCAGCGAAUCGCCAUAUGGCCCCCGGGCCCCCUGUCACAGCUCAGGGCAUGCUCAGUAGGCCUGCUGGGCCUGUAGUCACGACAACAACGGCCCCACCUGCUGUCACAAAGCCGCUGUUCCCCAGUGCAGGACAAGUACAGGCGCAGCAGGCGGCGUCGGCCCCGGUCGGCACAGACUUCAAGCCCCUGGGCACGGGCGCAGUCGCGGCGUCCGCCGACCCGCCGAAAGCCACCUUCCCGGCGUACUCGCAGUCCAGCCCCUCGGCCGCUAAUGCUGGUAGCACAGUGUCCAAGCCGCCAGCCACUGUGACAAGUAAGCCUGCCACCCUCACUACCACGAGUGCAACCAGUAAGUUGAUCCACCCUGAUGAGGAUAUCUCACUGGAGGAGAUGCGGGCCCAGCUGCCUAGGUACCAACGUAACAUCCCUAGGCCGGGCCCGGCACACAUGGCAGCCCCGCCGAUGGGGGCCAUGAUGCCCCCGCAGCAGCCCGGAAUGAGGCCCCCAAUCCACGGUCAGUAUGGGGCUCCACCACAAGGACUACCGGGUUAUAUGCCAGGUGGGAUGCCCCCAUAUGGACAGGGCCCCCCGAUGGUCCCCCCUUAUCAGGGAGGACCACCAAGACCACCUAUGACCAUGCACCCCCCUGUAAUGUCUCAGGGAGGGCGAUACUGAGACUUAGGUUUGGAGACCUCCAACUUUUUUUUUUUCUUUCCCAAUCCCCUAGGCUUGUGUUUUUUAAUUGCCAGACAGUAACGACUUGUUCAUCAGUCCACUUCAUCGGGAUAGAAACAUGGAAUCACGCAUCAGGUCUCGUUUUGCUUACUGGUUUUUAUUUCAACAAGCACAGUCAGUUUUUAUAUAUGAAUCGCUUCCCCGUGUUUUUUUUCCAUUGUUGUUUUUUUUCCUCUUUUUUUUUUUAAAGAGAUAAAGUGUAGUAAGUAAUUCGUGAUGUUUCUGAAGGCGUCGGCCCGGCCGUUAUCCAGGUAAACGUGAGCGCGGUUCCCCAGAAAUAGCGAUUCCGUGUCCCCAACCUGGUUUGGGCUGCUGAACACCGUUCUCCGUGCUGUAACCUUGAAACACAUACUCACCUCAUUUAGCUUUGCUCGUUACAGGCUUGAAAUGGCUUGUGAAUUAUUUCUGAAUGGUUGUAAAAUUUUAUUGUAAUAAAAUUUUGUUAAUCUUGG
Messenger RNA from Paramormyrops kingsleyae, 1968 nucleotides. RefSeq names its product BUB3-interacting and GLEBS motif-containing protein ZNF207-like. Gene Ontology annotation, cellular component: spindle matrix; kinetochore; nucleus. Gene Ontology annotation, biological process: attachment of spindle microtubules to kinetochore; mitotic spindle assembly; mitotic spindle assembly checkpoint signaling. The record is from RefSeq and is a predicted model, not a curated record. NCBI's taxonomy places the organism in Eukaryota, Metazoa, Chordata, Actinopteri, Osteoglossiformes, Mormyridae. Gene Ontology annotation, molecular function: microtubule binding.